Molecule: messenger RNA, 4240 nt
Organism: Coregonus sp. 'balchen'
Lineage: Eukaryota; Metazoa; Chordata; Actinopteri; Salmoniformes; Salmonidae
Source: the annotation of a GenBank genome assembly
UUCGCAAUGCAGCUACAGCAGCAGCCAGUAACUUGGUGGAGGUAUUUGUGGAUGGGAAGCCACUUAUGGUGGAACCAGGAACCACAGUGCUGCAGGUAGUGGGGGCUCUAAUAUUUGACAAAUACUUGACUCUAGAAUAGAAUGUCUUGUCAGAUGUUUAUACAGAGUAACUGCAUUGGCAAUUACUUUAGACUUUCUUGAUAUCUUGUUUUAGGCAUGUGAAAAGGUGGGAGUGCAGAUUCCUCGCUUCUGUUACCAUGAGCGCCUGUCAGUUGCAGGGAACUGUCGGAUGUGUCUCGUGGAGAUUGAGAAAGCUCCAAAGGUAUGUGCUUAUGGGUUAUUUAAGGUUUUUAAUUGACUGGCAUGUACUUGUACCCUUGUUUAUGAUGUACACUCAUAUUCUAAUAUCAACACAUGCACAUCUCUUUACAGCCAGUGGCAGCAUGUGCCAUGCCAGUCAUGAAAGGUUGGAACAUUUUAACUGACUCUGACAAAACAAGGAAAGCUAGGUAGGUAGAAUCACCUGCAAACACCUCAUCCCUUUGCAUUACCUUCACCUCAUCCCUUUGCAUUACCUUCUUAUUUGGUAAUCAUCACCAGUAUUAUAGCUUUUUCUUUUACCCUCUUUUGGUAGAGAGGGUGUGAUGGAGUUCCUGUUGGCCAAUCACCCUUUAGACUGCCCAAUCUGUGACCAGGGGGGAGAAUGUGACCUUCAGGUAAAAAUAUGUCAUCAUUGUUUCCUAAAACUUCUAAAUCUCCUCUUUAAGAGGCUAGCAAUAAUGGUGAUGAUUCAUCAAGUGGGAGGAACUAGCAAUGAGGUUUUUGGCAUUGGACUUCUAAAAGUAACAUGUUUUGCCAUUGUGUGCUGACUGCAGGACCAGUCCAUGCAGUUUGGCAGUGACCGGAGCCGCUUCUUGGAGAACAAGAGAGCUGUGGAGGACAAGAACAUUGGUCCCCUCAUCAAGACCAUCAUGACCCGCUGUAUCCAGUGCACCCGAUGUGUCCGGUGAGGCAGACUCGUAAUCAAGGUCCACCUUGGAAGGAUUAAUUAUAGAAGGCAACACCUUAUUACUAAUAAUUUCAAAAGGGACUGAUAUCUAUUUGCAAAAUAAUGUUUUCCAUCUUUGCAGCUUUGCCAGUGAGAUUGCUGGUGUGGAGGAUCUGGGAACCACUGGAAGGGGCAAUGACUUGCAAAUUGGCACUUAUGUGGAGAAGAUGUUCAUGUCGGAGCUGUCUGGGAAUGUAAUUGACAUAUGCCCUGUGGGAGCACUGACUUCCAAGCCAUAUGCCUUCACUUCCCGUCCCUGGGAGACCAGGUAUGUGCAUUAGAGUAUGUUGUUGUGCAUACAAUACAAGCCAGCUCUUGAAAUGGAAUCCAAGUAGUAGUAUAUAUACCUUGUUGGUUAUCAACUAACCUUUCUCUCCUCACAGGAAGACUGAAUCCAUUGACGUGCUGGAUGCUGUGGGCAGCAACAUCAUAGUGAGCACCCGGGGUGGUGAGGUCAUGAGGAUUCUGCCCCGUCUCCACGAGGACAUCAAUGAGGAGUGGAUCUCAGAUAAGACCAGGUAAGCUAAGGACCAGCUCAUGUCACAUCCACACUGCUUUGCCUUGUCUGUCUGAAUUAACAGUGAACUCAUUCUCUCCCUUGAUGGCAGGUUUGCCUAUGAUGGGCUGAAGCGGCAGCGCCUCACUCAGCCCAUGGUGAAGGAUGCGUCUGGACAGCUGGUGGCCACUUCCUGGGAGGAUGUGUUGACUAGAGUGGCUGGGGUGGUAUGUGAUAUGUGGCAUAUUGAACACUUCUGUUUACGGUCAUACCUUCCUCCUCCAUGUUAUGUGUAUAAACAAAGAGAGAACAGUUUAUCCACAGUGUCUCAUGACCUGAGAUGUAGCGUGAUCUGUUGUGAUUCAAGCAUUUCCUUGUUGAUGUAAUUUGUGUUUGUGUGCAGGCCUUUUAAAUGGUGUGUAGACACGAGUAGCCUAUUACAUCAGUGUUUUCUUUUGCAGUUGCAAGGAGCUCAAGGGACCAGUGUAGCGGCCGUUGUAGGAGGGAUGGUGGAUGCAGAGGCUCUAAUCACCCUGAAAGACAUGCUGAACCACUUGAAUAGUGACAGCCUAUGUACUGAGGAGAUCUUCCCCAUGGCAGGGGCUGGGUAAGGCACGGCUGAGCCUGAGGAUAAUACAGUGAGUGGUACAGAGCUAGUUAAGAUAAGACCUCAGUGGAACAUUCCUGAUUUGGGUUCUAUUUCCUAUAGAUCUGACCUGCGCUCAAACUACCUACUGAAUUCCCGCAUCGCUGGCAUUGAAGAGGCUGAUUUGCUUCUCCUAGUUGGCACCAACCCACGCUAUGAGGCACCACUUUUCAACGCACGAAUCAGGAAGAGGUAUAGCUGGGAUGGGAUUUAAGUGCUGUCAAAAAUCACUGGCAACUCAAUUUGCAUGUAAAUAACUGUCAUAGCUGUGUGCUGCAUCCAGCUCCUGAUUUACACUCUCUCCUUUAAGUGGAAACUAUAAAUCUGAAACAUGUUACCACCAUUGAGAUGACUAGUAGUAUUUAAUGCAUGCUUCAUGUUGUACCCUGGGUAGUUGGCUUCAUAACGAGCUGCAGGUAGCCUUGGUGGGGUGGGAGGUGGACUUGACCUACACAUACGAUCAUCUUGGGGAGUCUGCUAAGGUCCUGCAGGAAAUAGCUGAUGGGACCCACCCCUUCUCUAAGGUAGUCAUGUAUUAUUUACACAUCUCAUGGUCGGUCACUAAGUGCUGUCAAUGAGAAUUUGCUACAUCAACAAUUAUUUAAAAUCUCGUUCCCAGGUUCUUGCCAAGGCAAAGCGUCCUAUAGUGGUGUUGGGCAGUGGUUCCCUGCAGAGAGGGGAUGGGGGCCGCAAUACACGCAGCAGUGUCUACCAUUGCUCAGAAUGCCUGUGUCAGCAGUGGAGUAGGGGAAAGCUGGAAGGUUCUCAAUGUGCUUCACAGGUAAUAACUACUACUGUACUUGAUGUAGAAUUUUUUUUAAAUGAGUUUUCACAGCAAAUGCCCUCUUUGUUUGUCUGUUACUUACUACAGGGUGGCCAGUCAAGUAGCUGCAUUGGAUCUGGGGUACAAGCCAGGCGUGGAGGCCAUCAGGAAGAAUCCACCCAAAGUCCUGUUCCUCCUUGGGGCCGAUGCUGGCUGCAUCACCCGCCAAGACCUGGCAAAGGACAGCUUCAUCAUUUAUCAGGGUCAGCAACGUGCCACCACAACAGAGAAUUAACACCAUUCUUUGGUGUGCAGAAUUUCAAUAAUAAUAUCCAUGAUCUUUAAGUGAGUCUUGCAUCAGCCUGAAUGUAGUUUUUGCUCCGUAACUCUACACAGGGCACCAUGGAGACGCUGGGGCGACAAUGGCUGACAUCAUUCUCCCUGGAGCAGCGUACACAGAGAAAUGUAGCACCUAUGUGAACACUGAGGGGCGCGCCCAACAGACUAGGCUGGCUGUGACUGCUCCAGGCAUGGCCAGGGAGGACUGGAAGAUCAUCCGCGCCAUAUCUGAGGUAAACUACUGGUUCACCACACUUAUCAGUCAGUGAAUGUGUUCAGUAGCAAUUUCAUGACUUAACUGUGUUGAUGUUUAUUUAUUCAUUUUUCUAUAGCUUGCUGGAUUGACACUGCCCUAUGACACCAUGGAUAAGGUGCGUGACAGAUUGGCGGAGGUUUCACCCAACCUGGUGCGCUAUGAUGACGUGGAGGAGGCCAACUAUUUUAAGCAGGCAAAUGAACUGGCCAAGGUCAGUUGUAACACUAUAUAUAUAUAUAUAUAUAUAUAUAUAUAGUACACCACACAAACGCCUGUCUCCCUGGAACUUCCUAAAGAAUAUUGUUAGUGUUCUUCUUAGGAAGUAGGAAAAAUAGUUGGCCUGAGGAAAACCUCUCCUAUGAACAUGAUUAUUUUUUAAAUACACUCACGCCUCGUGUCUGCUUCCUAUUGUUAAUUAGGUUGUAAACUAAUGGUGUCUGUCUUCUCCCUCAGGCUGUGAAUCAGACCAUCCUCACAGAGCCUCUGGUUCCUCCUCAGCUCACUGUUCGAGACUUUUACAUGACAGGUUAGACUGGCCUACUGACUGUCUUUUCUUUACUAAUGUAUGUCAAUGUUGUGUUAAAAUCUCUCUCUUAUCCACAGAUCCUAUCAGCAGAGCCUCCCAGACGAUGGCUAAGUGUGUGAAGGCUGUAACAGAAGGAGCCCGAGCUAUAGAGGAGCCAUCCAUAUGC